This is a messenger RNA of Cephus cinctus (wheat stem sawfly), 4728 nucleotides long. RefSeq lists its product as uncharacterized. Gene Ontology annotation, molecular function: protein binding. The coding region runs from base 30 to 4250 and encodes 1406 amino acids. Lineage: Eukaryota; Metazoa; Arthropoda; Insecta; Hymenoptera; Cephidae. The transcript has 4 exons. The record is from RefSeq and is a predicted model, not a curated record.
AGUCAGGUGCAAUAAUUAACCUAGAAAUCAUGAACCCAUCAACGGCACGAUCGAAUCGACCUUCCCUACAAUCAUCGUCAUCAUCGAUUAUACCGUCAUCUCAUCUGCAUCAGCAGCAAAUUCACUAUGGUCCCAUAACCACGUUACAGCCAUGUACUGCAACGUUGCAUCCAUCCUGUAUCUUUCCUGCACGUAACGCUGGACCACCCAGUCCUGCAUCCCUACAAAACCAAGUUGCAUCAUCUACCUUCGCCCAUGGCCCUUAUCCUACCCUGGAGCACUACGCCAACUCUGGCGUGAACCUGAUAACGCCGCCAUAUUUCAAGCCUCCUGAAAAUAUCUGCACAGUAUCGGAACGACAACCAGCUCCACAUCCUCACAGUCUCUUUUAUCAUAUAUCCGCGAUCAAUGCUUGCAGUCUGCAGACAGGAAAUCCAAACGCAGCUUUUCAUCUACCUGGAAACGCUCCUUAUGCCGUCACGACAUUUUCCAAUAAUCAAAUAUCAGCACCGCUGGCUGUUCAAUCAGCUCAGAUAUUUCCAAGUUCUCCAAUUGGUUUGGUCUUCGGCAGUUCAUCGCCACCUGUUGACAAGCACACUUCCGGUAUCGAAGCAGCCCCCAGCUUAAAAUCUGUUAAGAAUAAGACAGUCAUUGGUUGCACCAAGUUACAGAGUGUUUCAAGAAUGGAAAACAGUGAUUGGGUGUCUUCUGUCAAAAUGAACCAUCCUGAUUCGUCAAUUGGAAUAUUUGAUAACGCCAACUGUCGCGAGGAUAAUUCAAUUUCCAAAAAAUGUAGUCCUACCAAAAACCAAGAUGAACGUCACUCCGACGAGUCUUCAGCCAGUUUCGACUUUACCAUUGAAGCUGAGGAAAUGGUCUCCGCUCUCUGUAACACAGCAUCGUCCAAUGAUCUCGGAAAAGAAGAUAGAAAUUUGGAUACUAACCUCUUUAAUGGCGCCGGUGACAAUAUCUCUAACAAGAGCACGUGGUUUGCAGAUUUUUCUACGGAAUAUUCAAUGGGAUCUAGCGGAUUCCGAAACGUCGCCACGCAGACUCUGGAUCCUGGAUCUGAUCAGCAAUUUCCUGAGCUCAUUCGCAAGACCACUUAUUGGGGCUGCAGUGAGGCUGAAAAUAUUUUAAAUUCUGCCAAGUACAGUCAAGACCCCAAACGUCACUGGUUAUCCAAUAUGUCUUCUGCCACAAGGACUGCCAUUAUGAAAUCCUCUACUUGCUUUCCAGUUUUCGCAGGCGAUCGAGUAUUCAUACGUGAUCUUAUCAAUGCACUUAUUCGUAUCAGCAAUGGCUGGCUGGUUCUUGAUAAUUAUCUUAAUAAGCAAUACUACACUGGACUUGCUGAGAAGUAUGACAGUGAAUUAAUCAGAUCAUUUCAUUUCUGGGAAAGCACAACUUACGAGCUGCUUAGAAAUGUCAUAGAAACUUUUCUCAAAUUAGAAGAAACAGCACCAAACACAGUAGAACAUUUGAAUCGACAAGAAUUCUCAAACAGCUCAUUUCCUGGCGACGUUUCCUUAUAUACACCAAACGAUCUCGUCAAUUUGUCAAGUUCCAAUAAUUUUCGAUCUUCUGAAAUUACUCAGGCUAAUCAAACUAAUCAGGAAUCAGCAUAUGCUGUGCACUAUACACCUCAAGCUUCAUCGACAGUGCACAAUUUUCGAUAUUUGAAUACUCAACAGUGCCAAAAGGAAACGAAACUUCGUGGCAAGUGGACUAUGACGGAAAAUUUAAGAGCUACUGUAGAGGGCACGAAAUCAGUACCGGAUAUGAACCUGAAUCAGCCGGAAGCUGGUAUUCAGCAAAGUAAAUUCAGGCCCAAGGUUCCUAAUAAGAGCAGUUCGUCGCGUCAGUCUCUCAACACAGAAUUCUGUAAUUUGAGAAACAAAGUGAUGGAGAGCAAUGCAGAAACUUCACGGCAAUGGUCAACGAGAGAUAGAAAACGUGACUUUGCUUUUAAUGCUAAAUCAUCAAUAGAGCCUAGUUACCAAGUGAAGCAAUCUACUUACGGAAAUAAUUGUAGCAACAAGUGUAUGUCUAGAAUGACAGACGCCAGUUUCUCAAAUCCACAAGGUGGCAUUGAAUCCUACGUAGGCACGUCAUCCACGGGAAUAGAUUCAGGUUAUGUAACUAAAUCUUAUUCUGAAAUGGAUUACGGUAUAAAAUCAUCAAAAGUCGAUCAUCCUUACACUAGUAAAUCAUUAAACGGCACAGAGUCUAUUUACGUUGGAAAACCACCAGCAGAUCAAGUUGAACCAGCACCAGUACCCAGGAACAGGAUGACGCUCUUGAGUCAAAUAGAGCCUGACGCAUGUUCAGCUAGAGGCACAGAAGAGAUGACAGCAAAUUUGUCAGCCUGGUUUGCCAGUAUGAGAAACACAAAUUGUUUAAGCUCAGUGGGAAAUCCAGAAACUAAAGCUUGUGGAAGUUUAAGAUCACCUCAUCCUCAAGAGAUGUCCAGGAGUUCCAUGGACCUGGUGAGACAACUUCAGAUGGAUUCCAAUCGUCAGUUACAGACUUUGAAAAACAUGCAAAGUAUCCAAAGUGCACCGUGGAAUGUCUGCAAUCUUAUCAACAACAGAAACAACGUUCAACAGCAAGUUGAAGAAUAUGACAGCUCCGAGGACGUUCGCGUUUACAUGAAACCAGGUAGCUACAACGUACCCAAAAAGAGACACCAGAGGCGUCCCAAUCGCAGAACGGAAAACACGUCAUCCAGGAAUCCUGUAGGGUCAUCUGGGAAUUCUCAAGUCAAUAAGGAUAAGUCCUUAGGAGCAUCCGGAAGUGGGGCCACUUCUGGUAGGAUAUCUUUCACAGCGGCAUCCAUAGUUCCACCACGUACGUACUCCCUGGAGAAUUCUCCAAGGAUCUUACGUCGGGGCGAUUCUACGCUCCAGGAUAUACGACAAGAUGUCACCUGGAAAGCGGCCUGCGCCUCAGCUGAGAUUUUACUGGAAGCACUUAACGUUAAGGAACCUGAAAUUGAGGCACUGGAAGCAAAAUCCUUGGCUUCUACGAUACCCAAGCCUGCAGAGGCUAAAUGUGUCGAUGAUGGUGCCUCUAGCUAUGAAGCAUCCGAAGAUGAUUCCGGGUCGACUUGUAAACUAUCACCAGGCAUUAAGUCACGUAUGGACAUCAAGUCUAGUAAGACCAACGUGAAGACCGACUCCUGGUUAAUCAGGACCUUGAACAAUGCUAGUAUCAAACAAAGACAGGAACCAGACUUGGAGAGUUCAGAAUCGUCAAACAGUUCAAUACAAGAAGAUGAACCACCUACCACUGUGAAACUGGAACCAAGUCUAGGUGCUAGCACACCAAGGGAAACGUCACCAAGAAAUACAGCCGACAGUACCGAUGUUCCAAGUCGUGCCACUUAUUCAGAAACGGUACGACGUUCGACUUUGAGUACGUCAUCCAAGAAAGAAUCUUCCAGGAGGCAAAUGAAGUAUACUUCAGUACCGAGCACUGUAAUUCCAGUAACUGGUAAGAAGUGCCAACGUAAAGAUGUGGAUAGAUCUUACAUGAUGCACAAAUCACGAAAAUCAACCGGCAGAAGAGUUCAUAGAGAAGUUGAAGAGCCCAGCGAAGAGAGUUUUCCUAAGAAAAUAUUGAAAGAUGAUUCCAAGACAAUUGGAUUAAAGACGACUAAGAAGAAGGACAAUUCUGGGCUUACAGACAAAAACAAAAGUUCUGACAGAGGUUGGUCCGUUUGGUACAGUUCCAGAAGAAGGCAGAGUCUCAGUCCUCUGGCUCUUAACAAGCUUGAAAGUAUUCAUCAGACUAUCUGGCAGCUGGAUGAAGAGCAGAUCUUCAAGUACCCACCAUCGACUACCAUGAGUGAUCAGCCUUCUAACAAAACAAUUGAAGAUUAUUACAAAGCAGUCAAGUGUCCCUUGUUUCUUGAAACAAUUGGAUACAAGUUUAAAAAUCGUGUUUAUCACAAAGUGGAGCAUGCUGUACGUGAUUUUCGAAGGAUCAUAUACAACUCUAGGAUCUGUUUCAAGAAUGAUACUGAACGACUAUCCAAGAUCGAAGAUUUGUCGAAGAAAUUGGAAGAGCUACUGAAGGAACAUUUUCCCAGUGGGGAUUUCGAGACGAUAACCGGAAGUCCUAGGGACAUAAGUGGUUCGCCAAUUAGAACGCGUUGCAAAUUAUCAAGUCAGAAAGCUCCUCGUCACAGCAUCACAAAGAAAAACUCAUCUUGUCCUACAAAUACAGAUAAUCUCUGUUCUCAUUGAUUUGCAUGUCAAUUUGCAUCAGUCAAUUGGAUGAAAUCAAAACAAUUUUUCUCGAACGGCUCCGAUAUACGAUAAGACUUCCAUAUGGGGUAAGGAUGCCUAAUUAAGCUUAUGAUUAUUAAUCAAGAAUCAUUAUAGAUUUUUAUCGACAACAACUGGGCGAUAAUCAGUCACAUAAUACUGAUUUGCGAUAAUGUCGCUAGUUUAUCGGUUUCAUUGCAAUUUCAGUUCUUCAGAGGGUACUAUAUAUUGAGAGCCUACGAAGUCCAUUAGCUAAUUAAAUUAAGUUUCACCCUAAUUAGCUCUUUGAUCGAGCAAUGUCCCUCUUUUGAUAUCUCCGAUUUUUUUUCACUAGUUCCACGUGUCGACGUUUACAUUAACUGACUGCACUGGUUAAAACAGUCAGAACGAUCCAAUCGUGUGUAACGAUCCUUGAUAAAAUAGGAUAUUUUUGAAUGCCUCUUCUCACCUUUUUAUA